Messenger RNA from Cuscuta campestris, 1178 nucleotides. NCBI's taxonomy places the organism in Eukaryota, Viridiplantae, Streptophyta, Magnoliopsida, Solanales, Convolvulaceae. The record is from the annotation of a GenBank genome assembly.
CGUGACUGACACCACCCCCACCCCCACCCCAUGUUGCUCCGAUCCAUGCGCUCUUCUCUCUCUUUCCCUUGAGCAUCCAUUCCUCUCUCUCUCUCUCUCUCUCUCCCUCUCCCUCUGCAAAACACAAUGGGGCGAUCUCAGGCUGUCCUCCUCACCCAGGCGGGGAAAAGUUAGGUGAAAAUCAUAGGAAUAUGUGUUUUCAGAAGAUUUACAGCGCCAUGGUUGUGAAUCUCCGCCUCAGAUUGUGAUAUACGCACACGUUUUCUUCGUUUUAUUGGGAAAGAUUGCUUCUUUAUUUGCUGUUUGGAUAUAGAAAAGAAAUGUCUGAAUUGGUGGCUCGGACAGGUCGGCACCAGCAGCGCUACGAGAAAGGGCAUCGCCUCAUAGCCGGGUGCAUUCCCUAUAGAUUUAGAAACACGGAAAAAAAUGGCGGUGACACCUCAGAGAAAGUUGUUGAAGUGCUUAUGAUAAACUCAACUAGUGGACCUGGUCUCCUGUUUCCUAAGGGCGGGUGGGAAAAUGAUGAAACAGUUGAGGAGGCAGCGAUGCGUGAAGCCAUUGAAGAGGCUGGAGUUCGUGGAGAGAUACAGCAUUUCCUGGGGUACUAUCACUUCAAGAGCAAGACGCUUCAGGACGAAUUCAGCCCAGAGGGUUUGUGCAAGGCUUCCAUGUUUGCUUUGCUGGUGACCGAGGAGCUCGAUUCUUGGCCAGAGCAGAAGCACAGACAGAGAAGCUGGUUGGCAAUUGCAGAGGCAGUGGGCCAUUGUCGGCACCCGUGGAUGCGCGAGGCCCUUGAAGACGGGUUCUUGAAGUGGCAACAGACCGGUUUCGUCACCAGCCAAGACACUGGUGAUUGAUUGUUUUGGACGCGUUUAAAAGCGAAGGCGAUUGCAUCACCCCUGCUGACAUCAAGAUCUUCCUCUCAUUUGUUGGAAUAAGACUCUUCUUGACUUGUGGCUUAAUCUCUGCAAAUAUAGUUUUAUCUUUUUGGUUUUCAAGCCCGUUUUUCGAUGUUUUUUGCUCUACUUUAGUUGCUGAUUAUGGGAAUAUGAAGUGAAAUUUUGUGGUUGUGGUAAGGGGUACAAGAGUAGAGAAACAAUCAAGGCAUGGUGAUUUGGAUUCACUCAUCUAAAAUUUCCCUGUUCUCAGUCAUUUUUACCCUGCAACAGUUCACCCAA